ACGAAAAAGCUCUGGAAAUUAAAAAAAAAUCUUUGGAAUCAAAGUUUCAAGAGUGGAAAUACAAUGAUAAAUCUAAGAGCCAUAAAGAAAUGUUUUCAAAUUUGCUUAAAAGUGCACGCAAUGGCAGUGUAGAGGUUGAACAAGUGAGUGAUGUACGUGUGAUUUUUUCGGAUGAUUUUUGCAUCGGUAAAGGAAGUAACGAGACCCGUGUUUUUCUUGGACUGGGAAAGGAUGGUUACGGCAAAGCAGUGAAACGAAUACGUCGAGACAACUGCAUGAAGCUUGCACAGAAAGAAAAGGAAAUUUUAAAUCAAUUCAACGCAAAGAAAUCGAAAUAUGUUGUGAAUUAUUCAUUCUUAAAAGAAGAUACUGGAACGGAGUAUGUCUAUUUAAUAUUAGACUUAUGUGAAGAAUCGUUGGAGAGUUAUGUGAAAUCUUCUUCUCUUAGUGAUCUUCAAAACGCUCUUCCCAAAAUUCUCAGACAAAUUUUGCAAGGAUUAGCUGAUCUUCAUAGUGGCGAAAAUCGCAUUCUUCAUCGUGAUUUAAAACCUACCAAUGUUCUCCGAGACUCACAAGACAACUUUCUGAUAGCUGACUUUGGCAUUAGUCGAAUAUUGAAGGAUGAUUCUACAACAUAUGAAAGCAAUACUUCCAUGGGAACUUUGCAUUGGAUAGCUCCUGAAUCAUAUUGCGAAAAUGAUGAUUCUGUUGAUAAAGCGCGUUACAAAAGAAGGUCUGAUGUAUAUAAUGCAGGGAUGGUAGCAUAUUAUGUAACAACAAAAGGAAAACAUCCCUUUGGAAUUCAACGGUAUAGACUGGACAACAUGCUAAGGGGAGACCUUGUUGGUUUGAAAGAAAUCAAGGAUGAAACACUAAAGGACCUUUUGUCGUGGAUGUUAAAGCUAAAACCUGAAGACAGACCAUAUUCUAACGAAGCAUUGAAACACCCGUUUCUCAUGUCAGAGGAUGAGAAGUUUGAAAUGUUAAGUAAAGUUGGGAACCUUCAACAGAUUAAGAAAAAUGAUCCCCAGUCAAGUGUCGCUCAACAAUUGAAUAGUGAAUCCGUACAUUUGAAAAGUCAAAUGGAUUGUGAUGUUUAUGAUUAUUUGGUGAAUGGAAGGGCCUAUAAAUCUUUAUGGACAGAAUGCUUAAGACUUAUUCGAAAUAUUGAUCAGCAUUGGGACGAUCGACCACGACCUCUACCACAACCAGAACCAUUUUAUAAGAUUGGCGAUUACAGGACGUAUUUUCUCCGAACAUUUCCUAAUCUCCCUGUUCGGGUACAUGCUGCUGUCAGGUCAAAUGAAGAAUUGAAAAACAAAGCAGAACUUAAGAAAUUUUUCUAUUUUAAUUAAAGCGAACUACAUCAAUAAACAAUUUAGAUACAACAGUACCUGUAGGGGGUAAAAAAGUAGCAAUUAAGAAAUCAUUGAUGCUGUAGAGAUCUUAUUUUAUAGAUAUAAAGAAAAACAGUUUCCACGACGUAUUUAGAUGAUAUUUCACCUCAUUUCUGGUGAAUCUAUAGCCUGUGGUAUUCAUUGAUACAAUGUAAUAUACCUGAUUAUUUAAUUUUUAUUGUAAAUUGUUUUGGAAAAAGACUGAAAGUGAAUAUGACAUUAAAAGUUAACUUUUA
Molecule: messenger RNA, 1633 nt
Organism: Xenia sp. Carnegie-2017
Lineage: Eukaryota; Metazoa; Cnidaria; Anthozoa; Malacalcyonacea; Xeniidae
Product: serine/threonine-protein kinase/endoribonuclease IRE1-like
Exons: 3
Coding region: 90-1355 (421 amino acids)
Biological process (GO): intrinsic apoptotic signaling pathway in response to endoplasmic reticulum stress; mRNA processing; protein phosphorylation
Cellular component (GO): IRE1-TRAF2-ASK1 complex
Molecular function (GO): protein serine/threonine kinase activity; RNA endonuclease activity; ATP binding
Source: RefSeq, a predicted model, not a curated record